UGCAGAGCUUUAAGACCUCAAAUAAUGCAAAGAAAACAAGUUCAUAUUCCCUACAAGUAUGGAAAACAUUCUUAAAUUAACAUAAUUAAACAUGUACAGGUUUGUAUUGGUUUCCUUGUAAAUGCAACAGAAAGACACUCAGAGCCAAUAGAAUGUAUGGAAUCUCGAUGGGCGGACCGAAAGCGCGGAGGCUCGUUCUUUGGGGAGGGCGGGCCCAAUAGAAAGCGAAGAAGGAUCUCCCAGUGGGCGUGGCAAUGUAUCGGAAGGGGCUGUUCAGUGCGGGCUGGAGCGAGCAAAACAAAUGUAAGUGGGCGGAGCAAACGAACACAUGGAACUGCUACAGUGAGCGGUAGCGCUGAAGGGGGAGGGGCAAAUAGAACGCGCGGAAAGGUCUCGGUGGGCGGGGCUGAGGCUCCACUGCCCGGCUGGGUUUCAGCACUGUGACACUGAAGCGCCCCGCCUCGGUAACUACACACAACUUCUAGACGACUUGCUGGUCGUGUGUGUGAGAGAGUGUAUGAGGUUAUGAAUGAGUGUGAAUGAGUGUGUUAAAGAGUGUUUAAUAGAGUGUAUGAAGAGCUGAGGACCGGAGGGAGGAUGCUGCUGCUCCUGGCGACUCGGUGCUGAGUUUUUACCCGAGCUACAGGUCGCUGAGUCCGGCUGCUGAGGGAAGAAGGGGGGAGGAGUGUGGAUGAAGAAUGGAGGACCGAUCAGACAGCUUCACCACCACGGGCUGCACAUGGCUGCGGCCUCUCAGCGCCAUCACCGGCAUCCCUUUGGAUCAGGUAAACUUUAUCAUUUGCCAGUUGUUUGGCCUCGCUAUAGCAUUUUGGUUCCGCUUGAGCCUCAGUCCUCACCGAGUCAGUCCAACACUGCGCCAUGCUGUCGCUACCUUCCUCGGGAUAUCAUUCGUCACAUUCUGCUUUGGAUGGUAUUCAUCGCAUGUCUUGGUCUUGACGCUGGUCUGCUAUUUAAUACAGUGCCAAGCAAGUGUUCAAAACGUCCACUGGUAUUCCAUGCUUGCAGCAGUGGGCUACCUCACAGUGUGCCAGGUCAGCAGGGUCUUCAUCUUUAGCUACGGCGUCCUGUCCACAGACUUCUCAGGGCCAUUGAUGAUGGUAACACAGAGGAUCACUAUUCUUGCCUUUCAUGUCCAUGAUGGUAUGGGUCGCAAGCAAGAUGACCUUACACCAGAGCAGAGACGUCUGGCAGUCAGCACCAAGCCGUCCCUGCUGGAGUACCUCAGCUACAAUCUGAACUUCAUGAGCAUCCUGGUGGGGCCGUGCAGCAACUACAAGGAAUACGUAGACUUCAUAGAGGGGCGACACGUGCAGAGCAAGCUGAAGAAGCUACGAGAGGGCAGCUCAGAGCCAAACGGUUGGGAUGCAGUCUCAGAGCCUUCGCCUGUGCGGGCAGUGUGUCAGAAGCUGCUGGUGUGUGUCGGCUGCAUGGUCUGGUUCUUCACAAUCGCUAAAGCGUUCCCCAUCACCUACAACGUGGAUCCUGAGUUCAUGACCCAGGCCUCAUUCCUCAGCAGACUGGCCUACGCCUUUGUCUCCAUCCAGGCGGCUCGAUCCAAGUUCUACUUCGCGUGGACACUCGCGGAUGCCAUCCAUAACGCAGCAGGGUUUGGAAUCAGUGGAGUGGACAAGAAAGGCAGAGUGUCCUGGGACCUCGUCUCCAAUAUCCACAUCUGGGAGAUAGAGACAGCAACCAGCUUCAAAUCAUUCAUUGACAACUGGAACAUUCAGACUGGGGUAUGGCUGAAGAGUGUGUGUUAUGACCGCGUGCCGUAUUACCAGACCCCUCUGACCUUCGCGCUGUCUGCACUGUGGCAUGGAGUUUAUCCAGGAUACUACUUCACCUUCCUCACAGGCAUUCCCAUCACCCUCGCUGCUCGCGCUGUGCGCAGAAACUUCCGCCAGUAUUUCUUGGGCUCUCCCGCUGUGAAGUUUGCCUAUGAUGUGGUGACCUGGGCGGCCACUCAGCUGACCAUCUGUUACACCGUCAUGCCCUUCUUAGUGCUGGCUGUGGAGCCUACGCUAGAGUAUUACAGGUCCAUGCACUUCUGUGUGCACAUCAUCAGCAUUCUGGCUAUUAUCGUCCUGCCCCAAAGACCCAGGAGCUCCAAGCCUGAAAAACAUGCCCAGCACUCCAACAAUAAUGUGAAAGAAGAAUGAACACUAUUACGGUGUGUGUACGUGUGUGUACGUGUGUGUACGUGUGUGUACGUGUGUGUACGUGUGUGUACGUGUGUGUGUUUGUGUGUUUGUGUGUGUGUAUAUGUAUGUGUGUAAAGGACAAGCAGAGCAGAGGACUGGAACUGGACAAAGGCUGCUCUGUGGAAGCAACAAAGAAAGCUCGACAGGGCCUUGACCAGCUGGCUGGUUGGCCCUGUGCUGCCCCCUCAGCCAGGACGCUUGCCAGUGAAGCACUCCGUGUAUACACACACACACACAAGCAAACACACACACAGUCCAAUCAAAAAAAGGACGUGGUAGCUCGGUGGGUGAACACGCACCCCAAAAAAGCCUGAGCCUGAGCUGCAAGACUGCCUCGGACUCGAACGGGGAGAUGUCGUAUCAACCCCAAGUAUCAGAGCGACCAUUUUCUGUAAACAGCAGAAUGAACACUUCACACCUUUUACUAAGUAAAUUAAUUCUGCCCUUGUUAAGGGUUUUUAAACCUGUUUUAAAACAGAGGUAGUCAAGGAGCAGAGAGGGGAAGAGCCUACUUGUGAACUAAUGUCUAAUCUAUAUUUAUUGUCUGUGUAGUGUUGGUAUUGCAAGAACCAGGGUUAUUGUGAUAUUACUGUUUUAAAGUGUUUUGAAUAAAAAAUAAAGCAGAAGUUUUAAUAAAUAA
Astyanax mexicanus (Mexican tetra) is the source of this 2862-nucleotide messenger RNA. It is a transcript of the gene mboat1, whose product is annotated as membrane bound O-acyltransferase domain containing 1. The record is from RefSeq and is a predicted model, not a curated record. The transcript is spliced from 13 exons. The coding region runs from base 699 to 2180 and encodes 493 amino acids. Gene Ontology annotation, molecular function: acyltransferase activity. Gene Ontology annotation, cellular component: membrane. Lineage: Eukaryota; Metazoa; Chordata; Actinopteri; Characiformes; Acestrorhamphidae. Gene Ontology annotation, biological process: lipid modification.